GAUAAUCCGUCUUUUCAAAGAGGAAAACAUUCCUCAUCACACUUUCCCUUUGCCCAACAUCCAUGCGGUUAUCAGAGGUAUCCCAGCAUCAAACACCGAACAGGAGGUCAAAGGUGAGCUAGAACAGAAGGGUUACGCUCCCUUUCACAUCGUUCGCCUAAAGCGCAACGGCGGCGUGCCCAUGCCGUUGGUGGUGGUGAUCCUGCAUAAGACGGAGAA
Messenger RNA from Acanthoscelides obtectus, 219 nucleotides. Lineage: Eukaryota; Metazoa; Arthropoda; Insecta; Coleoptera; Chrysomelidae. The record is from the annotation of a GenBank genome assembly.